AUGGACAUCAAUUUAGAUGGGACCAAUCGGAAAUCCGACCAAGAGAAAAUACUGCAUAUUUGCAACGAACUGACCCGACUCCACAUGACACCAAAAGAAUUUGUGAUGGGCCUGCUAACCAAAUCUCACACAGAAUUCAAGUAUCGCCGUCGUACCUGGGCAACUUCUUAUGGCUGGAGAUCCACCCUAGAAUUGGUCGAGGCAAUUGCCAGGCAAUUCGAUAAAUCUGAGGAAUCAAAGGCCCAAUGGGAAAAGUUCAUCCUAACCGAGGCAAUAAACAUAUCUCAUAGCCAAUCACCACCAAGAGGAUCUUAUCCAUCUGGAUCAUUCCAAAGCGCGUGCACAGUUGGACCGGAGUUUUUUACAGAGGCAGCAAAGGAUGAACGAACUGCGAGGCUAACUACCGUGGAUACACCGUUCCUCGAUCAACUUAUAUUGGGGACAAUGACUCAAAGCAAUGAAGAAGAUCCGGAUCCAACCACUGACGAAUUAGACCCCACUCCAACUCCAGAAUUAUACCCAGAUCAGACUCCAGAAUGUGACUCGGAUUCUACUCCUGAUUCAACUCCUGACAUUGACGUAUCCAACCCAACACCUGACAAUACCCCAGCAGAACGACUUCCUGAAGAUGCAACAGAAAAUACCCAAGCCCAGGGAAAGAGGAUGACCAGUGUCAACUUGGAGGCGCAUAUGAUUGACUAUGAAGGCUUUGGUUAUUCAAACGGUGAUAUCAUCAACAACAAGAACCUUUCCCGAUUCCAGCAUAUUGCUGCAGUGGUGUGCUCCAUGGUUUGCUUUGCUCGGAAUCGUCGCCAGAACGGCAUGCAACUCACAAACUCUAUCAGAUUUGAUGGGUGUGGUGUCUCUGAAACGGUCAAUGAACACCUCCACUACAUGGGGAUCACGUCUAGUCGGAAAACAGCUAUCCAAGCAUUACGUUCUCUGGCCCGUCACGCACAGGACGCUGUCCGGGAGUCCAUGGCACUCACACAAGAUUUUGCUCCUCUGUUGUGUAUUGAUAACCUGGAUAUGGAGGAACGAGUUCAAAUGUCGACCUCAGGCCACCAAAGCCGGAUGUUCCAUGGAACGUGGGGGUAUAUUCAUAUUCCUAGCAAAGAUCUAUGGAGCACACUCAACCCUGUCGAGUUAUCACUUGAGGCUUACCACAACUCGCUCAGAACUGCUAGCUCAAUGGUAAUCGAUCCAGAAUUUUUCAUGCCAACUGACUCCCCAAACGACGAUUACAAGGCAGUCUGGAAGAGUCAGAUUGCACAAGUGAUGCUAAAGUAUGUUGCCAAGCCUUCGGAUAGGCAAGCAAUCAUACCUCUAGACCCACCUCCGAUUGACCCGAUCAGCCACGAGGCUCCAUCUAUCCACAUGCUGAAACUUAUGGACGAGUCAGACAACUCUGCUGAGGGGAUCGGUCAAGUCAUGGAAGCACUUCGGAGACAAUCUGGUCUUGAACCUGAGGAAUUUUUUGGGAGGUUACAGCUGAUGGAGGGUGAUCUGGGGACCUGUCAAAUAUUCAAUGCUAUUCGAUCUCUUCGCAUUCCAAGCGAGCAUUGUGACCAUAGUUUACACAAUGUCAAUUUCUCACUUGGAGCAGCUCACACACUAUGGAAUAUCGCCUAUACGAUCCUAACUUAUCACUUCGGAAACUCAAAUAAGAUGGAUGAUUUCGGAGUUUGGAGAUUUUUAGAAGCCCUCGGCGUAUCUCCAGAGAAGGUAAUACAGAAGAAAGACUUUACCAAGAUGCUACAGCACAUGGAACAAGUGCACGAAGCUACCCUGUGGCACUGCAUCCGAUUGCAAUCUCACAGGACCGUGAUGGAAACCGAUAAUGAUUUGGUUGAAGAAGAGCUGAAGGUCCUCCCAUCAGAUGAAUGGAAUGGAAUCGUCGAGACAUGCUACAAUCGCUUUUGCUCUCCAGAUGCACGUCGCAAGGCCAAAUCCUUCCCACAGUUAAACAAUCUCUUGGUCCGAUUGCAAGACUUCUCAACAGUUAUUGAGGCCAAUCGGGCUAUGAAAGCAGGUGACAUUGGUCGAUUAAUCAACAUAUGGAAGAUGUGGGCAUUUAUGACCCAAUCAUUGCCUGGUCUGACCCACUACUCAGCAUACCUCCCGCGGCUGAUCCUAUUACUCACUAAGGUUCUACCAUCAUCCUUGGCAAAAUUAAUUUGGCAUACCCUUCUCGUAUCACCCAGCGGUCGUCCAAACCAUUUUGUCGCAAAGGACUUCUUUCUUGAAAACUUUAACUACUGGCUUAAAUAUUUCUACACCCGAGGUGGAGCAGGCACCCAGGUUGAAAGGCUGAAGAACUUGUAUUCCUCAAACAUCCCUUUGAGAGUGGAGCAAAAUAUAUCCAACAGAGUCACAACUCUGAUCUGA
Messenger RNA from Puccinia graminis f. sp. tritici CRL 75-36-700-3, 2388 nucleotides. RefSeq lists its product as uncharacterized. The transcript is spliced from 5 exons. The record is from RefSeq and is a predicted model, not a curated record. Bases 1 to 2388 code for a protein of 795 amino acids. Lineage: Eukaryota; Fungi; Basidiomycota; Pucciniomycetes; Pucciniales; Pucciniaceae.